ACCGAGAACAAUGCCUCUCGUCCUAAGAGAAGAACUUCCACUCCUGCCGCGGCGGAAGCGGACGGAACCAAAAGCCGUGGGCGCCGGUUCUCCUGAGAGCGCUUCUCCGUGACGAACCAGACCGCACCCGCUCAGGGUUGCCGUGGAGACGGAGAGAGCCGUGUGGAUGCCGAGAGGCACUGAGGCUGGGCCUUUGCUGUCCGUCCGGGGAAGGGGCUCACCGAACCAACGCCAAGAUGAUGCUUUCAAGGGCCAAGCCUGCUGUAGGCGGGGACCUCCCGCACGCUGACAAAAGAAAGAAGAAAGGUAGGAAGAUUCCGAAACUAGAGGAGCUACUUUCACAAAGAGAUUUCACUGGAGCUAUUACCGUGCUGGAGUUCAAACGUCAUGUUGGGGAACAAGAAGAGGAUACUAAUCUGUGGAUUGGAUACUGUGCUUUUCACCUGGGUGACUACAAGAGAGCUUUGGAGGAAUAUGAAAAUGCAACAAAAGAUGAAAAUUGCAAUCCUGAAGUCUGGGUGAACCUAGCCUGUACCUGCUUUUUUCUCGGAAUGUAUAAACAAGCUGAAGCCGCUGGAUUUAAAGCUCCAAAAAGCCGACUUCAAAACCGCCUCCUCUUCCACUUGGCUCAUAAGUUUAAUGAUGAGAAGAAGUUAAUGAACUUUCAUCAGAAUCUUCAGGAUAUCACAGAAGAUCAACUCAGUUUGGCCUCAAUCCACUAUAUGCGAUCUCACUACCAAGAAGCUAUUGAUAUUUAUAAGCGAAUACUGCUAGAUAACAGGGAGUACCUUGCCCUCAAUGUAUAUGUGGCCCUAUGUUACUACAAGUUGGAUUACUAUGAUGUGUCUCAAGAAGUUCUGGCAGUUUACCUUCAGCAAAUUCCUGAUAGCACCAUCGCACUCAAUCUUAAGGCCUGUAAUCAUUUUCGCCUUUACAACGGCAAAGCAGCUGAGGCAGAACUCAAAAGCUUGAUGGACAACGCUUCUUCUUCCUUUGAAUUUGCUAAAGAACUCAUCAGGCACAAUCUGGUUGUUUUCCGAGGAGGUGAAGGGGCUUUGCAGGUUUUGCCUCCCCUGGUUGAUGUUAUUCCUGAAGCUCGGUUAAACUUAGUGAUUUACUACCUUCGUCAAGAUGAUGUACAAGAAGCUUAUAACUUAAUUAAGGAUCUGGAACCUACUACUCCUCAGGAGUAUAUCCUCAAAGGAGUGGUCAGUGCAGCCCUUGGCCAGGAAAUGGGUUCGAGGGACCAUAUGAAAAUUGCUCAGCAGUUCUUCCAGCUGGUGGGAGGGUCAGCGAGUGAGUGUGAUACAAUACCUGGGAGGCAGUGCAUGGCUUCCUGUUUCUUUCUGCUUAAGCAAUUUGAUGAUGUCUUGAUUUACCUCAACUCAUUUAAGAGUUACUUCUACAAUGAUGACAUCUUUAACUUUAAUUAUGCCCAAGCCAAAGCUGCAACAGGCAAUACCAGUGAGGGUGAAGAGGUUUUCCUUUUAAUCCAAAGUGAGAAGAUGAAAAAUGAUUACAUUUACCUCAGUUGGUUAGCUCGGUGCUAUAUCAUGAACAAGAAACCAAGACUAGCCUGGGAACUUUAUCUCAAGAUGGAAACCUCUGGCGAGUCCUUUAGCCUCUUACAGCUCAUUGCUAAUGACUGCUACAAGAUGGGCCAGUUCUACUAUUCAGCCAAAGCUUUUGAUGUCUUAGAGCGGCUGGAUCCCAACCCUGAAUAUUGGGAAGGCAAGAGGGGUGCCUGUGUGGGCAUUUUCCAGAUGAUCUUAGCUGGAAGAGAACCCAAAGAGACACUUCGAGAAGUGCUCCAUUUACUGAGAAGCACAGGUAACACCCAAGUGGAGUACAUCAUCCGGAUCAUGAAGAAAUGGGCCAAAGAAAACAGAGUGCCUGUCUAAAACAGCUCCAGAGCCCUAGGGAACCAGUCACCACUUUGAUGUGAAAUUGGAAAUAAUUUUCCUCAAGUUUAAUGUAAGAUGCAGGGCUCUGUUCUUUGCCAUUUCCUUCCUUGCCCUUUGAGCCUCAAGAUCAGUGACUGACUUGCUUAGAACUAGCCUCCUGGCUGAACUAAGUGCCAUAGUCCAUGCUGUGGCCCCUGUAUGAUCCGACUAGCAAUAAGACUUUGGACUUGUCUGGUGCCUUUCUUCCAAAAAUACUCAGAGAACUCUUAUGUAAUUUACUGACUUUAAGGAGAAUGGCAUAAUUUUUUUAAAUAUUGGCAUUCCAUGGCAUUUUCCCCUCGCUGCAAUAACAAAUGCCUUUAAUGCUCAAGAGUACCCUCAUUCUAUCGUCUUCAUCUUAGCCAUCUGUACAUUAUCCCAUUUUACUGGGGAAUUCCAUAAAGAAUUUGUAACGCAUUUCUGAAUUUCGGGAGAGCAGAGGUUAUAAAUAGUGAUAUGAUUCUAAGAGUGGCAGUAAGAUCCUUUAUCAAACUCAUUCAUGGAUAAUGGACUUUGAGGAUUACUCUUGCAGUCAUUCUGCUGAUAAAUAACAUUACAGUGGAGUAACAGGAGAAUUGGAGUUUUUUAAAAGGUGAGUACUGUGAAAAAAAAUCUGUGUGGUACAUUUAAAAGUAUUCAAGAAAUAGUAUACAAAUUGCAUUAGUCACUUCUCUGUUCUAUUUUAGGGAACAAAACAGGUUAGGGAUUUUUUUUUUUCAUAUAUCAUGCUGAAUAAACAUCAAUUUUGAAAGUAGGGCUACAGAGAUUAUAUAUAUGCAGUGUGGCUAUUUAUUAAUAUAAUGAUAAUAAAGCAUGAACUGUGCAGAGCCCUUUAAGGAACCUCCUAAUGGCUGGACUCUGUCCUAAGUCAUAUUCCAGCCCCAUGUUUCUGAGCUCUUGCAACAUAAACCUAUUAUACAACUGAGCAGUUUUAGACUCACAAAUGAUUUUUCAGAAAAUAGACAUACAUGGUUUUCUGUACCAGAUUACCUUUGUUUCCACACCCUGUAUUUUGUUCCUACGAGUUUAAGGUCCCCAGCGUUACAGGUAUACAAAGUGUAGAGCCAUCCCUAUCUGGCAUGAGAACUGAAAGAAAGUCCUAAUUCCUUGAAGCAUUAUAGACAGCUUAGAGAACUCAUGGAAGCUCCGGCUCGGUUGUCCAGUAUGCCCCCGGCAUGUGCUGUAGCCGUGGAAGCCGGACAGAACGGAGCCGGGAGCAUGGCAGGGGAGUAGCUAAGGAGAGGAGAUCAGUGACUGCAGGUAGCCUUUGCCUUCUGGACAGUUGCAAGGGGUUCUUUCAGUUCCUGUCUUUUAUCUUCGACCCAGAUCUAAUCAGUUCAGAGCACAAGUCAAAACAAAUUGGCCUGAAUAACUGAAUUUUAGAAAAACAAAUUUGUAUCAUUUUUCCAAACGCCAAAGCUUCUACUCUUCAUUAACAUUGUCCCUCCGUUUUCAGUAGUUGGUUCUUAGCAUCUAAGGUACUCAGUGGAUCAGAGCUGGGCAGAACCUGCUCUAAUUUUAGAAUUAUCUUGUGAUUCCUAUUACGCUCACUUAAAAUAUUAGGAAACAUAGUAGUGGAAAAAGACGGAACACCUCAGUGGCUUUUGGCAAUGAAAUUUGUCUUCCAGUUGAUUGCUAUUAUUUUCAAAUUUCCUCUACUUGAUAAGCUUUUCCAUUGAUGGUGAUUUACUUUUAAAUGAGGUUUUGUUGAAUUAAUAGUCUAGCAUCUCCCUGCCAUUUUCCUGUCUUUGGGGAAAAGCAGAUACUCCAAACAUAGCAAUUCCUGGAAUUUUAAACUAAUUUUUAAAGAGUUUUUAAUCUAUAGAAGUGAGUCAAAAAAGUGUAGGGACUAGUUGAAGAGGGAUACCAUCCAGUUCUGUUAGUAAGGAUAGCUACUUGUGAACUGUGUUGGCGGGGUCCCAAGAUUGUCGAGUCAUGUGGCAUGGCAGUUUUUCUUACAUGUGAUGAAGAGGGUGCAGGCUGAGGAAUGUAGUGUCAUGUGUACAGUUCAGAACAUCCAUGUACUAUUUAUAGUUGAUAGCAAAGAUUACUUGCAAAUGGAAAAAAUUUAUAAUUAUUUUUCUACUUCAAAAGAAUUAUUAUAUUGUACUGUAAUAUACUCAAAUUAAAGUUUAUUAUUUGGUCUUACUAUGUAUCCUGUUGAGCGUGGUGAAUGCAGGUCCUGGGUAUGUCAUGUGCCUUCUCCCCUUUCUUGACCCCAGAGUGGAGGGGAAAAAAUAAAGUUUGGGGCUCCAUAGGUACUCUUUAUGAAAGAGGAAAGUAGAUAUUUUUUAUAGAAGCCUUGUCCCCUAAGGCUGUGGUUCCUCAUUGGUCAGAUUACGUUUGGCUCUUUGCUGAGUCAUAGCUCAUUUCACAAGUGUUAUAGCCAGUGCAUAGUAUGAUACCUCGCACAAGAA
This is a messenger RNA of Ailuropoda melanoleuca (giant panda), 4360 nucleotides long. RefSeq names its product intraflagellar transport 56 (gene IFT56). Bases 237 to 1901 code for a protein of 554 amino acids. Gene Ontology annotation, biological process: intraciliary transport involved in cilium assembly; intraciliary anterograde transport. NCBI's taxonomy places the organism in Eukaryota, Metazoa, Chordata, Mammalia, Carnivora, Ursidae. Gene Ontology annotation, cellular component: ciliary basal body; intraciliary transport particle B; ciliary base. The record is from RefSeq and is a predicted model, not a curated record. The transcript has 18 exons. Gene Ontology annotation, molecular function: intraciliary transport particle B binding; protein binding.